Dipodomys ordii (Ord's kangaroo rat) is the source of this 2025-nucleotide messenger RNA. It is a transcript of the gene Snai2, whose product is annotated as snail family zinc finger 2. Gene Ontology annotation, biological process: regulation of DNA-templated transcription. Gene Ontology annotation, molecular function: DNA-binding transcription factor activity, RNA polymerase II-specific; RNA polymerase II cis-regulatory region sequence-specific DNA binding. The transcript has 3 exons. The record is from RefSeq and is a predicted model, not a curated record. Lineage: Eukaryota; Metazoa; Chordata; Mammalia; Rodentia; Heteromyidae. The coding region runs from base 190 to 975 and encodes 261 amino acids.
GGCUCAGUUGGGUAAAGGAACCGGGUGACUUCAGAGGCGCCGGCCCGUCCGCUGCCGCUCCGAGCGCGGCCCUCGCCCGCCCUCGCCCGCCCUCGCCCGCCCCGCAGCCGGCCGCGAUGCUGUAGGGACCGGCCACGUCCUCCCGCCGGACCGUUAUCCGCGCCGGCGCCCGCCGCACCCGCCCGCAAGAUGCCGCGCUCCUUCCUGGUCAAGAAGCAUUUCAACGCCUCCAAGAAGCCCAACUACAGCGAACUGGACACACACACCGUGAUCAUUUCUCCAUAUCUCUAUGAGAGUUACCCUAUGCCUGUCAUACCAAAGCCAGAGAUCCUCAGCUCAGGGGCGUACAGCCCCAUUACAGUGUGGACUACAACAGCUCCGUUCCACUCUCCUCUUGCCGGAUUCCCCUCAGCCCUGGGGCGAAUGAGCCCCCCUCCUCCUUCCGACACCUCAUCCAAGGACCACAGUGGUUCGGAAAGCCCCAUUAGCGAUGAAGAGGAAAGACUACAAUCCAAGCUCUCAGACCCCCAUGCCAUUGAAGCGGAGAAGUUUCAGUGCAAUUUAUGCAAUAAGACCUAUUCCACUUUUUCCGGGCUAGCUAAACACAAGCAGCUGCACUGCGAUGCCCAGUCUAGGAAAUCUUUCAGCUGCAAAUACUGUGACAAGGAAUAUGUGAGCCUGGGCGCCCUGAAGAUGCACAUUCGGACCCACACGUUACCUUGCGUCUGCAAGAUCUGCGGCAAGGCCUUCUCCAGACCCUGGCUGCUUCAAGGACACAUUAGAACUCACACUGGGGAGAAGCCUUUUUCUUGCCCUCACUGCAACAGAGCAUUUGCAGACAGGUCGAACCUGAGGGCUCAUCUGCAGACCCAUUCUGACGUAAAGAAAUACCAGUGCAAAAACUGCUCCAAAACCUUCUCCAGAAUGUCUCUUCUGCACAAACACGAGGAAUCUGGCUGCUGCGUAGCUCAUUGAUGCAACCAAUGUUUACUCAAACAAAUGCAUUUCUUCACUCCGACACCAAAUGACAAAUAAAGUCCAAAGGCAUUUUCUCUUGUGCUUACCAACCAAAUAAUAUGUAUAGACACACACAUACACAUGCAUGUGUGUGCACUCACAUACAUGUGCACAUACACAAGCUGCAAGAGCACGGAACCCAUGUGUUGAAAGAUAAUCCUUUCCAUGUGAAGUUGAAAAUUACUAUCUUUUUUUGCUGACAGCUAGAUUGAGAAGAUAAAAGACAAGAACCUUUCUCUUCAAAGAUGAAGUGAAAAGCACAUUGCAUCUUUCCUUACGGAAAAAGAAUGCAAAGAUUUACAUUGCUGCCAAAACAUUUCAACUGAAAAGAACAGUAUUGCUUUGUAAUAGAGUUUGUAAUAGAAUUUCCUAUAGGAAGAGACUCUGCCAGACGCGAUCUCAGGUGCCUUAUAAAGUAUUCCAAGUUUACUUCAUUACUUGUCUGAUGUCUGGUUUGCCAUCAUUGAAUUAAAGCCUUUUUUUUUAUUACUUAUAAUGCUUUAAACUGUAUUUUUAAGAGAGGAAAAAAAUAAGAACAAGAAAAAAACACAAGAGAAUGUAUUAAAAGUAUUUUUGUUUUGUUUAUUUUUGCCAAUAUGUGCCUUGGGAGAAGAGGGAAGGACCGGUUUGGGAGAUUCCUGGUACAUGCGCCAUGUCUUACUUUGUAAAAGAAUUGUAAUGAUUUUUAUAAAAUUCAGUAAAGAUGGGAAUAAGUGCAAGAGGAUUCUGAGACAUUCAGUAAUGUACCAAAACUAUUUUAAAUGCGUAUGACAGAUGCAAUAAUACAACACCCCUCCAAGUGCCUGUUUUAAUUAACUGUGUAGUUGAUGAGUCAAUGUAAAUUUGUGUUUAUUUUUAUAUGACUGAAUGAGUUUUGUAUGAAAGUAAGAUGUUGUCUAUAGCUGUGUCUAUAUACAACUUGGAGACUUGUGAAAUCAAUGUUCCUUUUUUUAAGAAAAAUAAUUUUUCAAGGUCCUUUUUUUACAAUAAACAUUUUUUGAUUUAAAA